Linderina pennispora is the source of this 2250-nucleotide messenger RNA. RefSeq lists its product as uncharacterized. The record is from RefSeq and is a predicted model, not a curated record. The transcript is spliced from 13 exons. Gene Ontology annotation, biological process: proteolysis. Gene Ontology annotation, molecular function: metalloendopeptidase activity. The coding region runs from base 75 to 2186 and encodes 703 amino acids. Lineage: Eukaryota; Fungi; Kickxellomycota; Kickxellomycetes; Kickxellales; Kickxellaceae.
UUGUAAAUAGAACUUCGAAGCAGGGGUUCAGCACAGGGGGUCCUGGGCAACACAAGUAGACAAAUACGACAGAUAUGAAGGCAGGCAGGAUAUUUCGGGCGGCUGCCGUGGCAGCACUGCAGAUGGCGGCGGUGGUGGUGCAAGGACGAUCGACACGCAACAGCGAAGCGCAGCUGUCUCGGUAUGAGUUUCUGGCAGACCCGGUAGUGCACCGGUUCACAGCACCUCAGCAUGUGUCGAAGCGGUUCGACAUGAUCGACGACGGGACAUUCCACGUGGAGCUGCAGGCAUACAACACUACAUACACACUGGUGCUGGAGCCAAACCACGACCUAUUGCACCCGGAGGCUGAUGCAGCACCGGACGCAGCAGGACGGCACAAUCCCGUGUUCCGGGAUGCAUCGGCGGGCGGACGGGCGGUUUUGGAUGGAGUGUUUUCGGUCAACGGCGAAACGUUCUACGUGAAGCCGGCCAGCGCCUACACAGCCACCAAGCGCGACUCGGACCCGAUGCUGGCCAAUGCGUAUGCCCGGGAUCGGCGCAUGCGACCAGCAACGUGCGGGGCGCAGCGGCUGGGCGGCAAGGCGGAGGCACUGAAGCCAGGCGAUCCGUUCUAUGCGGUGCGGACGCGCAGGGACGCGGUGCGCGGGCUGUUCAAGCGCGGGACAAACACGACGCUCUGGACGCCGGGAUGUCUGCCGGUGCGCAAGAUCCUGUACAUGGGGGCGGCGGCCGACUGCACGUACGUGACGCGGCGCCGGCUGCAGAUUCUCAGCGACUGGAACCAGGCCAGCGCCGUAAUCGAGGAGCUGACGUGUCCGGACCAGAUCGACAACAAAAAGGCAUGGAACCGCGCCUGCAGCGACCCCGCGGGGCUGUGGCAUCUGAUGACCAACUGCCCGACUGGUACUGAGGUUGGCCUGGCGUGGGUCGGCACCAUGUGUACCACUGGCACGUCGACGCUGACGGAGCAGGGAGGUGUGUCGUCGGGCACCGGGCGUUGGAAGGUCGUGGCGCACGAAGUCGGCCAUAACUUUGGGGCAUCGCACGACUGCACCAACCAAGAGUGCCCGUGCUCGGGCAACGCCUGCAACUCGUGCUGUCCGUGCGCCGACGGGUGCGACUGCAAGGGCCGGUAUCUGAUGAACCCGACCAGCCCCGUGACCUCGGACGAUUUCAGCCCAUGCUCGGUCCGCAACAUCUGCAAGACCAUCAAGUCCACAGGCGUGCAGUGUCUGCAGGACCCAGGCGGCCGCAGCAUUCUAGCCACGGCCAUGUGCGGCAACGGCAUCAAAGAGUCGGGCGAGGAGUGCGACUGCGGCUACCAGCGAGGCAUGCAAGAACGACCCUGCGCCGACGCCAACGAUCUGUGCUGCAACCAGUGCAAGAUCCGUCCCAAGGACUCGGUGUGCCGCGCCAAGUACUCCGAGUGCGACAUUGCCGAGGUGUGCGAUGGCCAGUCCCCGACGUGUCCAGACGACCGUCACGUGAAGGACGGGACCGGGUGCAGUAACGGCUCGCUGAAAUGCGCGUCCGGCCAAUGCACGUCGCGCGAUGCCCAGUGUGCAGCGCGCGGCGGCUCCGACGGUCUGACGCAGCGCUGCACUAUCAGCGUCGGCGGCGACCCCCUAGGCAUGUGUGUUUUCAUGUCUGGGAGCUUCACCGACGGCACUGAGUGUGGCUUCCACGCGCAGUGCCGGUCAGGCAAGUGCAAGGGCGAGAACUGGUUCUACCAGUUCCUGCUGCUGUUCCAGCGCAACCUGGCCAUCUCCAUUCCCGUGGCCAUUGCCGUUGGUCUGAUCCUCCUGUGCAUUAUCUUCAGCCUCUGCUGCCGCUGCCUCUCGUGCUGUACCGGAUGCCGCCGCCCGAAGAAGGCUCCCCCGCCCAACCAGUACUUCCAGCAGCCGCAGUACCCGCCACCGGCACACUACCAGCCGCCCGGUGCAUAUAGUGCACGGCCCAAUGGCUGGGUGGACCCGGCUCCCGUGGCUCACCCAGAGACCUACCAGAUGAACGUCCUGCGCAGGGACCCUCCGCCCCGUGGCGACUCGCGCGCAUACACACCGCAUUUGGCCGCACGCACUUCCCGCGGUAUCUCCGACGCCUCCACGGUGAUGGGCGGCAACAUGGCACCCAAGCAUGGCCACCGCACGUCAUCGCUGGGCCUUCUACAGGCGCAGCGGUAAAAGCAUACCCUUUCCAAAUGUACCAUCUAGAGAACCAAUAUACUCCUUUUCUAUUUCGCAUUUU